GCAAUACUCAUUCCUCAUUUCACUUUAUUCUCUCUGUGCAUCUGAUUCCAAAAAUUGUGAAGAACUGAGAAGCAGGAGAAACGAUGGCAGACAAGCCAAGUCGAUCGCUGGUCUUAUUCGGCGAUGGAUUUGCUCGUUUCGUUGAUUCAUCGCACUCCCACCUUCACUCUCUCGCUUCUGUAUCUUCCUGCGGUUUCUUGAGUCUCCCGAAUUCUCCACCAUCAGAAAGCGGGGAUGAGAGGGCAGUUAGAGAAUUUGCAGUGCUGCUGGAUGCAUGUCAUACUUAUUCUAAUAUGAAGGGGGAAAUCAGUGAUGGUGAUAGCCAUGAGGAUCCACCAAAACAAACCUUGUCUGACAGGUUUAUGGGAAUGAAAGCUGCUAUUUUGACCAACAAUUCAAGCUUGAAGUCUUUUAGUGCCAAACUUGGAUUUAGUGUGCUCCAACUGAACGAGUUACUGGGAGGUCGUUCUGCUGAGGUUGUGGCCCUUGAGCUGCUCAAGUUGCUUGGCCUUGAAGAAGGGAAGGUGCUGGACAAUGACCAUUAUGAUCUUGUUUUCUUUCACGUUGGAGCUGGUGAACAGGAAGUGGUUGCUGCUGAUGUGGGGUAUUUGGAUGCUUUGGUUGGAGGGAUAAUGAGUCAAGCACAGCCCGGAUCUGACAUCGGUUCACGUCUGCAUUUGUCCGCUGUCAUGAGCUAUGGCAGUGUCUUGGAGGGUGACGAUUCUAAGUUUCCUGUUUCAAAGAGGGUUGAUGAGAAGAACUCUCAUCUUUCCGUGCUUUAUCCUCUACAAAGUUACGGUAUGAAAGGAGGGAUUCCUCGAAAGGAUGUAAGGUCAUUUUCUCCCAUGUUAAUUGCCCAAUGGCAAUAUGCUGUGACUCGCAAGGAUAAUGCAGAGAGAUUUUCUUUUGAAGACUUUAUGGAGCGGGGUGGAAACCUUACAAUACCGGCAGAUAGGUUCUUGCAUGAGAUAGCCUUUAAGCUUUGGAAAGCUCCCAAGUAUGGAGCUUGAUUUCUUUUUUUGUGUUCCUUUCUAACUUUUUUGUUGCCCACUUGUCACAACAGUAUAGCUAUUUAAAAGUUCUGAUUAACAAGUAUACUUCGGGCUCUAAAGUCCAGACUAUGUUGCAUGAUGCAAAAACUAAUAAGAUCUCGAUGAUUGAACUAUA
This is a messenger RNA of Vigna umbellata (rice bean), 1167 nucleotides long. Its product is annotated as rhomboid family protein. The record is from RefSeq and is a predicted model, not a curated record. Lineage: Eukaryota; Viridiplantae; Streptophyta; Magnoliopsida; Fabales; Fabaceae.